Messenger RNA from Saxophila tyrrhenica, 1962 nucleotides. It is a transcript of the gene UBA2, whose product is annotated as E1 ubiquitin-activating protein uba2. The coding region runs from base 1 to 1962 and encodes 653 amino acids. Gene Ontology annotation, molecular function: SUMO activating enzyme activity. Lineage: Eukaryota; Fungi; Ascomycota; Dothideomycetes; Mycosphaerellales; Extremaceae. Gene Ontology annotation, cellular component: SUMO activating enzyme complex; cytoplasm. The record is from RefSeq and is a predicted model, not a curated record. The transcript has 2 exons. Gene Ontology annotation, biological process: protein sumoylation.
AUGACAGUGAAGAUGCAGCGGCGAGAUCGAGGGGUAGCGCAAUCGCUGGGUGGGCCCCUCACGAAGAAGGUGAAGGAGAGCAGAGUCUUGCUGGUCGGCGCGGGAGGCAUUGGAUGUGAGCUACUCAAGAACCUGGUGUGUUCAGGGUUUGGCAGCUUCACAUAUCCAGCUUCCGCUACCGGAGCGCCGGCGGCAAACGGCGUCAGCAGGAGACCGGAAGUGGUCGUAAUCGACCUCGACACCAUCGACCUCAGCAACCUCAACCGACAGUUCCUCUUCCGGAAGCAGCACAUCAAGAAGCCAAAAGCGUUUGUGGCCAAGGAGACCGCCAUCCAGUUCAACCCUUCUGGGAACAUCGACGCGCAUCAUGCCUCGAUCUUCGAUAGCAAGUACAAUGUGGAGUUUUUUGAGGGCUUUGAUGUGGUCUUCAACGCGCUCGACAACCUUGCGGCAAGAAGGCAUGUGAACAAGAUGUGUCUGGCGGCCAAUGUGCCGUUGAUCGAAAGCGGUACUACGGGCUUCAAUGGACAGGUUCAGGCGAUACAGAAGGGCGUGACAGAGUGCUACGACUGCAAUCCGAAGCCCGUCCAGAAAUCGUUCCCGAUAUGCACCAUACGGUCGACACCAUCGCAGCCUAUACAUUGCAUAGUAUGGGCCAAAUCGUAUCUCUUCCCGGAGCUGUUCGGUGCAAGCGAGGAUUCCGGAGAUAUGACGGUGACAGAGGGCGACAACGUGGACGAAGUCGCCAAGCUGAAGGAGGAAGCGGACGCAUUGAAGAAGAUUAGGAGCAUGAUGGGGAAGAGCGAGUUCGCACAGGAAGUGUUCAACAAGGUGUUCCAUGACGACGUUGAGCGGCUACGUUCGAUGACAGAGAUGUGGCAGAGUCGGAGGCCGCCUGAACCGCUCAAAUUCCAAUCGCUUGCUGCGGACUCGAACAUUGUCAAGCAAGGACAAGCGCUUGCAUCACAAGAUCAGAAGCCGUGGACAUUGCUGGAAAACAUUGCUGUGUUCUGCUACAGUCUGGACACACUGAGCAACCGUGUGAAGGCGGGCGAGAACGUGAUAGAGUUCGACAAGGACGACAAGGACACUCUCGAUUUCGUAGCUUCGGCUGCCAAUCUGCGGUCACAUAUCUUUGGCGUACAACUACACAGCGAGUGGGAGGUGAAGCAGAUGGCUGGUAACAUCAUCCCGGCGAUUGCGACAUCGAAUGCUUUGACAGCAAGUCUUUGCGUGAUGGAAGCGUUCAAGAUUCUGCGCAUGCAGCAGGCGAAGGAACUGGCGGCGAGCAACCUCCCACCGGCAAAAAUGCAGGGCGGCGCCAAGGACGAUGGGUUACUGGGUGGUGCGAAGAUGGUCUUUCUGACGUCGAAGAGUACCGAUCGGUUGAUCAGCUCGCAGUCGUUGCUGCCACCCAAAGCGGAGUGUCCAGUGUGCUCACCAUACUAUGCGAAGCUCGGGCUGCCAGAAGCCAGCAGCCCGACAUUGCAAGAGCUCGUGGAUUUGCUCAAGGAAAGGCUGAGUUAUGAAGAUGACUUCUCAAUUACAGCCGAGAUGGGCAUCAUCUACGACCCGGAUCUGGACGACAAUCUCGCGAAGCCACUGAGCGAGUUCGGGUUUACGAGGGAGAGCAAUGGCUUCAUCACGGUGACGGACGACAGCGAUACGCCGAAGGUGGAUCUGGUGUUGAGUUCGUCGUCGCAAAGCACCUCUGCGGAAGACGCGGGCGCUGGCACUUCCUUGCGCCUCUUUCCAGGCGCGAUCGAGCUCCCGCUCAAACCAAUACGGGUGAAAGACGUUCAGACCAACGGUGAUUCUGUCGAGAGGGUGCCCGACUCAGUCGCCGGAGCGAAGCGGAAGCGCGAAACUGAAGAUGAGGUGGAGAGCGCAAAGAAGCGGGCGAAGAACGACGAUGUGUUUGUGGUGGAGGACGAUGGCGGUGCGAUUCUGCUCGACGAUUGA